AUGCCAUACCAGGAUCCAUCGAAUGCGACGAUGUGUAGAGAGGACCGUGCCGAAGAUUACUUCGAAAAACACCUCUACCUAAGUUCUGUAUUGGAACAAAUUAACAAAAGACUGCUUUCUUCUGAGGGCCAGUUCCUGCCAUCGUCAUUCUGGAAGAAACUCCGAGAGGACUACAGCAGCGCGACACGUUUAGUGCGAAUAUUUGAUCAUUAUAUCAAUACAAUUAUAUUCGUUUCGUUUGCCAGCAAUUUGUUCUUCGUCUGCUUGCAAUUGUUUUAUAUAUUAUCAUACGGCCUUAACUUCAACAAUGUGCCAAACAAGAACUGUCCGGAUUUUGGUUCCGGUCUCUUCAAUGGUUACGAGUACAUAGUCUACAUAUUGACUUCAAUUAUGUUUAUCAUGGGACGAUCCCUUGUCGUGGCGCUGAUUGCUUCAAAGGUCCACUCAGCAACCCAGGUGGCAGCACCGGUUCUUUAUGCUGUACCAUCUCCAGUCUAUUGUAGCGAGGUGCAGAGAUUCAUCGAGCAAGUACAUGGAGAGUCGGUGGCACUCACCGGGAUGGACUUUUUCCGAGUUACCAGGGAACUUGUGCUAUCAGUAGCUGGUACCAUCGUGACAUAUGAAUUAGUGCUUUUGCAAUUCACCUAA
Pieris brassicae (large cabbage white) is the source of this 648-nucleotide messenger RNA. Its product is annotated as gustatory receptor for sugar taste 64f-like. Bases 1 to 648 code for a protein of 215 amino acids. Gene Ontology annotation, biological process: sensory perception of sweet taste; detection of chemical stimulus involved in sensory perception of taste. NCBI's taxonomy places the organism in Eukaryota, Metazoa, Arthropoda, Insecta, Lepidoptera, Pieridae. Gene Ontology annotation, molecular function: sweet taste receptor activity. The transcript is spliced from 7 exons. Gene Ontology annotation, cellular component: membrane. The record is from RefSeq and is a predicted model, not a curated record.